Chinchilla lanigera (long-tailed chinchilla) is the source of this 1372-nucleotide messenger RNA. It is a transcript of the gene Lrrc74b, whose product is annotated as leucine rich repeat containing 74B. NCBI's taxonomy places the organism in Eukaryota, Metazoa, Chordata, Mammalia, Rodentia, Chinchillidae. The record is from RefSeq and is a predicted model, not a curated record. Gene Ontology annotation, molecular function: protein binding.
UCCGCCCACAUCCCAAGGCAGCCCUAAAUGUGGCGCCACGCAGUCUCGGCUUCAGUGUGGGUGACUGCGAAAUGGGUGUAACUAUGAGGGAUCCCUGCGAGAAUUCUGCAGAGAAUGAACAGGAGGAAGAAGCGAAGGCGGCCGCUGGGGAUUUUGCAGAGGUCGCGGAGUCCGAGAAGGACUCGGAUGCAGAUUCCGACUCUGACCUGGAGACAGGAAGUGUCUCCGGCACCCGUGGACUUGGAGAAGUGGUCAAGGAUACCCCCUACCGGAGGUUUUGCGAGGCCUUUAAUGUUGUCCCUGCCUCCUGCAUUCUGCGCCAAGAGAAUGCUUCAGAGUUGAGCCUGCAGCACCGUGGCCUGGGGCCCCAGGGGGCCCGGGCUCUGGCUUCCACAUUGACCUCCAAUCCCUACAUCAAGCGACUGGAUCUUCGGGACAAUGGGCUCUGUGGGGCUGGUGCAGAGGCCCUGGCAGAUGUCCUGAGUAAAAACAGCAUCAUCUCUGAUGUGGACCUGUCGGAGAACCAGCUUGGAGCACCAGGGGUCCAGGCCCUCUGUGCCGCCCUCGCAGUGAACCAGGUAGUGCAGAAGAUGCAGCUGUCAGGGAAUGGCCUGGAAGAGCAGGCAGCCAAGUACCUUGCUGAUCUCCUGCUGGUCCGUACGGGUCUGAAAUCCCUGGAUCUCAGCUAUAACCAGCUAAAUGACCAAGCAGGAGAGACCCUUGGACCAGCACUGGCAGAAAACACAGGACUCACAGAACUUAACAUAAGCUGGAAUCACCUCCGAGGCCCAGGAGCUGUAGCGUUUGCCAGGGGAUUGGAGGCAAACAUCUUCCUGAAAGUCCUGGACAUCUCUUACAAUGGCUUUGGAGACCCUGGAGCCUUGGCUGUGGCUGAGGCCCUGAAGACCAACAAUGUAUUGGAGGAACUCAACAUGAGCAAUAACCGCAUCUCCGCAGAGGGAGCGCUGAGCCUGGGGCGGGGCCUCCGGGACAAUCAGACCCUGAGGAUUCUUGUUGUAUCCAGGAAUCCCAUGCAAAGUGAAGGCUGCUUCGGUCUCCUCAAGUCUGUCCAGGACAACCCAGCAUCUGCCCUAGAACUGCUGGAUAUCUCUGACACUGAAGUAAACAGAAAGUUUGACGACCUUGCUAGCUCGGUGAAGGUAAUUCUUCCAGGGCUGCACAUAAAGAACGGUGCUCACAGAGUGGAGUACAACGAGUUGUUGCCAGUCUUCGGACAGCGCCCACCAGCAUCUGCACCUAAAGGACUUUGGACUGUGGCUUCCUCGUGUCCUCUAGGCCCGCCCUAAAGUUGUUGGAGCCAAUGGCAGUCGCGUAGACGAUGAGCCAAUCAGGAUGCGGCGUACUGCGUGGC